Cordyceps militaris CM01 is the source of this 429-nucleotide messenger RNA. RefSeq names its product cytochrome c oxidase assembly protein (Pet191), putative. NCBI's taxonomy places the organism in Eukaryota, Fungi, Ascomycota, Sordariomycetes, Hypocreales, Cordycipitaceae. Gene Ontology annotation, biological process: mitochondrial respiratory chain complex IV assembly. Gene Ontology annotation, cellular component: mitochondrion. The transcript has 2 exons. The record is from RefSeq and is a predicted model, not a curated record. Bases 1 to 429 code for a protein of 142 amino acids.
AUGCCCAACUCCUGUCAAGAACUGCGCGACGCGCUGGCCCAGUGCCUCCAAGAAUCCGACUGCGUCAUGGUGCAGCGCAACCAGGCCGCCGACUGCCUCCGCGAGCCGCUCUCCGCGACACUCCCGACCAAGUGCCAGCAGCUGAAGAAGGGGUACGGCGACUGCAAGCGCGGCAUGGUGGACAUGCGCAAGCGGUUCCGCGGCAACAUGCCGGCGGCGUACAAGAGCGAGUCGAGCAACGGGCCGCGCGCGACCGACGGCGGCGGUGGUGGUGAUAAAGGGUAUCAGCUGUAUGCGGGCUCGUCGGCUUUUGGAGGCGUGGUCAAGGAAACGAGCGGUAAUGAACCGGUCGCGCCGGACUGGCGGGAUUUGGAGAAUGAGCGGUACAGGGCGGAGCAGGCGGCGCUGGCUGCGGCGAAUCGAAAGUGA